GACGUCAGGGGGCGGGGUCCGCGUCCUGAAUUGGGGCAGCAUGGGGCCGCUAGGCCUCUCGCGCGCCGGGCUGUGGCUGAGUCGAGCCAUGAGCCGCUGCGUUUUGGAACCCCGGCUGGCGGGGAAGCGGUGGCUGGUGGCAGGCCUGGGAAACCCUGGACUGCCUGGCACGCGGCACAGCGUGGGCAUGGCGGUGCUGGGGCAUCUGGCGCGGCGGCUGGGGGUGGCGGAGAGCUGGGUACGCGACCGGCGCUGUGCCGCGGACCUCGCCCUGGCCUCACUCGGAGAUGCCCAGCUGGUCCUGCUCCGGCCACGGAGGCUCAUGAACCUCAACGGGCACAGUGUGGCCCGGGCGGCGGAGCUGUUCGGACUGACUGCUGAGGAAGUUUACCUGGUACACGAUGAGCUGGACAAGCCGCUGGGGAAAGUGGCUCUGAAGUUGGGAGGAAGCGCCAGGGGCCACAAUGGAGUCCGUUCCUGUAUGAGCUGCCUCAACUCCAGUGUGAGUCUGCGCCUCCAUCCUGCACCGAGUCGGGUGGCUGGGACAGGGCCCCCAACACCCCUUCUCACCAGAGCUCCCUGGGCCCCUCUGGCUCCCCCACAGGCAAUGCCACGGCUGCGGGUGGGCAUCGGGCGGCCGACCCACCAGGAUGCAGUGCAGGCCUACGUGCUGGGCCGCUUCUCCCCUGCUGAGCAGGAGCUGCUGCCUCCAGUGCUGGAGCGUGCCGCGGACCUGCUCCUGGACCACAUCCGCCAGCGGAGCCAGGAGUCUUCGUCAGGCCCCUGAGGCCGGUGGAUUCGGCUGCUUGCCCGACUGUCAUGCCCACACCCAUCCACCCAUCCACAGAGGUGCCACACCAGCCUGUGGGGUCUUUUUUUUUUUUUUUAAUAUAAGUCUUCUCUGGGCUGCCCCAGGCUGCCUGUGGACUAACGCAGGGACUGUGGCCGGAACAGUCCUUCUUUAGGAUAGGAGGUUGGUCUUCUCUCCGUGUCCUACUUUGAAAGUAGGGAAACUUCAGGAAGACUAAGCUUUUUUCUUAACUUUUUCUGAGGAGCAGAGGUGUGGAUCUGUAACAGUAAAGGUGCCACCUUAGAAGCUGAAGCCUCUGAGGUGGGGUUCCCAUCCCUCCCCUGCCUGUGGAGGAGGGGCCCACAGGAUCCAGCAGGCUCCCCUCCCGGGGAUGUGUGGGCGUGUCUGGAUCCACUGAGGCCUUGACACACCUUUCUUCAGCCCAUUUUACAGAUGGGGAAGUGGAGGCUUAAGAGAGGUCCAGCCACAUCCACAGAGCCACACAGCUGCGGUGUGGCAGAGCGGUGAUAAGCACCCAAGGGCGGCCCUCAUCCAAGGGUGGCCCUCAUCCAGCUGUCCCUGGGGCCCCCUGGCACCCUCACCUCAGGGCUGCUGUACGCCUGUAAGUUGCCCAUGCGGGUGGUAUGUGAGAGCAGCCUGAGGUCCUCAGGGUUGGGUGGGAUGUGGAUCCGUCGAGGUACCAGACCCAGGUCCCCAGGCCGGUAGGGUGUGAUGCCGGACAGCUGCUGCAGCAGAGACCCUGUCUUGAGUAGCUGGGUGCUGCUGUCCUGGCUGUGGGGAGGGGACUGGUGUCAUCCCCUCCACAUCUUAGACGAGGAAGCCGAGAUUCAGAGCAGCUCCAGGGAGCCAGGCUUCCGGCCCCAGCUCAGUUGAGGACAGCCCAUGGAUGUGUCCUGUAGCUGCUUCCUCUGGGGUCACACGGGGUCACACACUCACCCCUCCCUGGGCAGGCCACAGGGCUGGCCCUCCCGGUGCAGGGCCUCAGCCAUCUGGGGGCUCAAGACCACGGCCGAGCCGAGCAUGAGCAGCAACUGCUGCAGCAUCUCCUUUCGCUGCAGCUGGAACACGACAUCGAAGUCACCAUCCUCCUCGUUAGGCCGCAUCUGCCGAGAAGGGGACAGGUGGGCCCGCCAGGUCAGGCCCUUUGUGGCCCCAGCAUCCACCACUGGGAAACUCCAACCCCAGUGCCUAUUAAUCUCAGUAUUCCCUGGCUAUGGUGGAAUACCCAUUCUCCAGGUGGGAAGACUGAUGACUUCCAGGGUCUCAGAGGCCUUUGUCCAGCUCCUUUGAGACCUCAAAUGGCUCGACGUGGAGAAUCAGAAAAAGACAGAUCUGCCAGGAAACUCUCAGGGGAGAGAGGGGCCCUGGGCCUGUCUUGGCCAUCUCUGGUGGUCUGCUUAUCUCCGGGCAGUUUCUAGUCCUUGAUUUGCCGCCCCCUCCCCCCACCACUUUCACCCACUUCCAGUUCACCUGCACAAUGUCCUGUAGGAAGGAGGUGGCCUGGGCCAGGGCCGUCUCCAGGCUCGCCCGGGCCUCCUGCUCUUUGGUCAGUUGCUGCUGGAGCCGCUGUCCCUCAGCCUGCUGCCGCUCCAGCUGCAGGUUCAGCUGGUCUCUUUCUUUCCUGGGCCCAGGACGAGACAGGUCAGCCUCCUCCCCAUCCUAGGACAAGGGGCCCUGUCUUUUCUCUCUGGCCAGCCCCGGGCCUCAGCCUGUGUGACAGACAAAGCCUCCAGGCCCCUGUACAGAGCGGGGAGUCGCUGGCCCAUGACCACAGAGGGAGGGUGUUCCCGCUGCUCUGCACCUCAGUGCCUGAUUGUCCUGCUGCUGCUUCAGGAGGUCCUGCUCCAGCUGGCCCAGCAGAACACGCAGCCGCUUGGCCUCGGCCGUGCCCUGCUGCUGCUCAUGGCACUUCUCCGUCAGCAUGAGGAUGACCUGCAGUGUGGGCAGGUGGCCGUGCUCUGGGCCCUGCCUCAGGCCCUCAGCCAGCCCUGCAUCCCCCAGAGAGGCCGGCCGCGGCCCUGGGAGCCCAGCACCCGCUGGAUUCACCUCAGGGCCGCUGCGCACCCAUUGAGUCGCCUGUGCGGGUAGGGGCCCUGGGGCUGGGUUCCCAUUCAACCAGUGAUGGGGGCUCCAAGUCAAAUACAAACCAGCGAUGGGGGCCAGAGCCCUCCCAACGAGAGCCCCAUCGCCUCACGGCUGCCUCUCCCAUGCUCCGAUCCUGAGUCCACCAUUGCAGGGGCCGUAUUUGCCCCGAGGACGGGGCCCUAGGUUUCCUUCCUGCUCUCCGUGCCGGGCCUCCCGGGGUGAGGGCCGGGAGCGCGCACCUUCUGGCGGCCCCAGUUGUUCCUGGCCAUGAGCUUCUGGGAGUUCUCCAGCAGCUCCAGCUGUUUGCAUAGGUCGUCCUGGUGGCCCCGGAGCUGCUCGUUCUCCGCCAGCAGCUGCGUGCCCUGCCGUGUAAUCUUGGCCAGCUGCAGGGUCACUGCGUUGUUCUCUGUGAUGGCCCGCUUGGUCGUGUCCCACAUCUGGCUCGUGGCCACCUUGCGGAACUCUGUGGCCACCAUGUUCACACGCUGGAUGAUCUCCUUUCUCAGUCUAGGCGGGAUGGGUCGGGGUGAGGCGGGGUUCAGGCAGAGGGGGGUCCCCAGAGCGCCUAGACCUCUCUGCUCUGUCCCCCAUAGGAGGGGCCAGGGCCACCAGCAGGAGCUCUUUAUUGUAGACCCUUUGUAAUAUUUUGAACCAUGUCCGUGUAUGAUGAACCAUUAAAUAUAAUUUAAAGUCGCAAAAA
Molecule: messenger RNA, 3596 nt
Organism: Cervus elaphus (red deer)
Lineage: Eukaryota; Metazoa; Chordata; Mammalia; Artiodactyla; Cervidae
Gene: PTRH1
Product: peptidyl-tRNA hydrolase 1 homolog
Exons: 4
Coding region: 41-787 (248 amino acids)
Molecular function (GO): peptidyl-tRNA hydrolase activity
Source: RefSeq, a predicted model, not a curated record